AUGAAUGACAUUGCACAGAAAACUGAGAUUCUGCUUUCUUCAUCUAAACCCGUCCAAAAAUCCUAUGUGCCCAAGCUUCACAAGGGUGAUGUAAAGGAUAAAUUUGAAGCUAUGCAGAAAGCAAGGGAAGAAAGAAAUCAAAGGAGAUCUAGAGAUGAAAAGCAAAGAAGAAAAGAACAAUAUGUUAGAGAGAGAGAAUGGAACAGGAGAAAGCAGGAGAUGAAAGAACUGCUUGGAUCUGAUGAAGAUGACGACACAAAAUCAUCUAAAAUAGAAAAAGGUUAUGUUCCAAAGCUAAUAGGAACUGUUAAAGGCAAGUUUGCAGAAAUGGAGAAGCAAAGGCAAGAAGAAGAAAGAAAAAGAACGGAAGAAGAAAGAAAGCGCAGAAUUGAACAAGAUAUGAUUGAGAAAAGAAAAAUUGAAAAAGAAUUAGCAAAAAAAGCACAGGAGAUUGAUGACUUUAACAAUACGGGAACUGAAUCAGCAGCAGAGGAAGGGGAUGAUUCACUGCUAGUUACAGUUGUGCCUGUAAAAGCCACCAAAACUCCUGGGAAGAUGAAAAUAAACUUUGAGAACACAACAAAGGAGAGAGCAGAACAAAGAGAGAGACAGGAUGAAGAAAUGAAGCUAAAAUAUCAGGAACAAAAACAAUUCCUUAAGGAAACCAAGUGCCUUUCAUUUGUCAUGAGAGAAAAUGAAGACAGUGAAACACAAGAGCCUCUGUCUCCUGGAAAGCUGAAAGUAACAUUUGAAGAACUCGAAAGACAAAGACAGGAAAAUCAAAGGCGGCAAGCAGAGGAAGAAGCAAGACAGCGUUUAGAAGAAGAAAAACGGGCCUUUGAAGAAGCUAGACAGAGAAUGAUAAAUGAAGGUGAUGAUGAAGAAUCUGAAAAUUCUGUUAAAGAAUUUCGUCCUGGUAAACUCAGACUCAGUUUUGAGGAGAUGGAAAGACAGAGGAGAGAAGAGGAAAAGAGGAAAGCAGAAGAAGAUGCAAGACGACGCAUAGAAGAGGAGAAAAGAGCAUUUGCUGAAGCAAGGAGGAACAUGGUGCUGGAUGAUGAAUCACCAGAAAUGUUUAAAACAGUUUCUCAAGAAUCUCUUAUACCUGGCAAACUGGAGAUUAAUUUUGAAGAGCUGCUGAGACAAAAAAUGGAAGAAGAAAAGAGACGCACAGAACAAGAGCGUAGGCAAAAGUUGGAAAUGGAAAAGCAAGAAUUUCAACAGUUGAGACAAGAAAUGGGAGAGCUGGAAGAAGAGUCUGAAACUUUUGAGCUAAGCAAAGAAUAUGAAGAAUUAAUAAAGCUAAAAAGAAGUGGUUCUAUUCAGGCAAAGAACUUAAAAAGCAAGUUUGAAAAAAUAGGACAAUUGUCUCAAGAAGAAAUACAAAAGAAGAUUGAAGAAGAGCGAGCUAAGAGAAGAGCAAUGGAUGAAGAAAUAAGGGAAAGGGAAGCUGAAAAAUUUCAAGAGGAUGAUGAGGUAGAUGUGAGACCAGCCAAGAAAUCUGAGGCUCCGUUUACUCAUAAAGUAAACAUGAAGGCUCGUUUUGAGCAAAUGGCAAGAGCCAGGGAAGAGGAGGAGCAGAGGAGAAUCGAAGAACAGAAAUUACUACGCAUGCAGUUUGAACAGAAAGAAAUUGAUGCGGCAUUACAGAAGAAAAGGGAAGAGGAAGAAGAAGAAGAGGGAAGCAUUAUUAAUGGUUCUACUUGCGAAGAUGAGGAGGAUCAAGCUCGAUCUGGAGCUCCCUGGUUCAAGAAGUCACUGAAAAACACAUCAGUUGUUGAUGGCGAGCCAGUGAGAUUUACAGUUAAAAUUACUGGAGAACCAAAACCUGAAGUUACAUGGUGGUUUGAAGGGGAAAUGUUGCAGGACUCUGAGGACUAUCAAUAUAUUGAAAGAGGAGAAACCUAUUGCCUCUACUUGCCAGAAACCUUCCCAGAAGAUGAAGGGGAAUAUAUGUGUAAAGCAGUCAAUAGCAGAGGCACAUCUGCUAGCACCUGUAUUCUCACUAUUGAAAGUAAGAGUUAGCAUUUUAAUUUGCUUGAUUCUCAACUAUUCUUCUUGCAUCUUUCCUAUUAUGAAAAUCUAAUUUUCUGUUUCUCUUAACCCUUUUAUUUUCUAGCUGAUGACUACUAAUGCUCUACUUUAGCUGGAAUCUUUCUUCCCCUCAAAACUUUAUUACAUCAUCUCUUUCUCUGAUGGGGCCAACUAAAGAAAGCAAGGAUAUGCAUUGAUUUGUCAUUCCUGCAUCAGAUAAGAAUAACCUUCAAGUUGGGACAGUGUCCAGGUUCCUUGCUCAAUAGAAAAAUUAGUAUUAAAGGCUAAAAAGAAGGAAUUAAUGUAUGAAAGAUCAACUAAAGGAAAAAGCUGAAACAUAAUAGUGCUCCCACCUUUGAAGACCAACUGUUGUGUAAUAGUAUAAAGCUAAAUACACAAUCUGGAAACUUACGCAGUAGUGUAAAUCUGUUGGUAUAUUUUGCAUGAACACCAAAUAUUUAAGCUGUUUUACUUCAACCCAGAGGCACUGAACUGGCAAAAGGAAAUACUUAUUGAUGAUUUUCGAAAGUGUACUAUUUUUAAAGAAUAAAAGAUUAC
Molecule: messenger RNA, 2592 nt
Organism: Antrostomus carolinensis (chuck-will's-widow)
Lineage: Eukaryota; Metazoa; Chordata; Aves; Caprimulgiformes; Caprimulgidae
Gene: NEXN
Product: nexilin F-actin binding protein
Exons: 12
Coding region: 1-2025 (674 amino acids)
Biological process (GO): mitochondrial fusion
Source: RefSeq, a predicted model, not a curated record